Messenger RNA from Aaosphaeria arxii CBS 175.79, 2188 nucleotides. RefSeq names its product phenol 2-monooxygenase. The transcript has 4 exons. NCBI's taxonomy places the organism in Eukaryota, Fungi, Ascomycota, Dothideomycetes, Pleosporales. The record is from RefSeq and is a predicted model, not a curated record. Gene Ontology annotation, molecular function: FAD binding. The coding region runs from base 176 to 2110 and encodes 644 amino acids.
AUGUGACGUGUGAGCCGCUCCCCAUUUCCAAUGUACCAGAACUUAUUAUCUGACACGAUGUGCAGGCUUAUCGUGGGUGCUGGACCAGCGGGGUAUGUAACGCCCAGCGUCCAAUCGAUCACGAGGUUUGACAAAAGACGCAAAUGCUGACAACGCCGAUAUAUCGUAAAGUCUGAUGCUAGCAGCAUGGAUGGCGAGAUGCGGUAUCAACGCCCGGAUUGUCGAUAAGAGAGGGACGAAGAUCUACGCUGGGCAAGCGGAUGGGUUGCAGAUGCGCAGCUUGGAGAUCUUUGAUAGCUUUGGGUUUGCGGAUCGGGCUUGGAAGGAGGCGAAUCAUAUGAUUGAGAUGUGUAUGUGGAAUCCAGGACAGGACGGCGUGAUUCGACGAUCUGACCGUGUACCCGACGUUCCGGUUGGCCUCUCCAGAUUCCAGCAGAUUGUUUUGCAUCAAGGUCGUAUUGAACGAUUCUUCCUCGAUCAUAUCAAGAAGCACUCAGAAGACCGCAUCCGCGUAGAGCGUGGCGUGUUGCCCGAAGUCAUGUCAUUUUCUGAAGAGGAGUUUAAUGAUCAUUCAAUAGAUACGUAUCCCAUAACGGUGAAGCUGAGGCACUUAACGGAAGAGGAGGCAAUGCCUGAGCAGAGCAAAGCGAGUGAAGUAUCGGAUGGGUUGUUCAGGAGCAACCUGGCUGCCGAUGACACAGACGAUCUUAUCCGACAGAGUGUGGGGAAGGAAGGCACGGCGGAAAUCGUACGAGCAAAGUAUGUGGUCGGCUGUGAUGGAGCACAUAGUUGGACGAGGAAGCAGUUGGGAUUCGAGUUAGAGGGCGAACCCACUGAUUUCAUCUGGGGUGUAUUGGAUAUCAUACCGAUCACUGACUUCCCCGACAUCCGCAUGCGAUGUGCCAUCCACAGUGCUUCAUCCGGCUCUAUGAUGGUUAUUCCUCGAGAAAACAAACUCGUGCGCUUGUAUAUUCAACUCACAGAGAUCAAGCCUGAUGCAUCCGGGCGUGCAGAUCGGUCGAAGAUCACGCCGGCGACCAUCAUUGCCGCCGCACAAAAGAUAAUAGCACCUUACAAGCUUACCUACGAGUAUUGUGACUGGUGGACGGCGUAUCAGAUUGGCCAACGAGUUGGCACGAAUUUUGACUACAGUAGUCGCGUGUUUCUUGCCGGCGACGCAGUACACACGCAUUCACCGAAAGCAGGACAGGGCAUGAAUGUCAGUAUGCAAGAUGCAUAUAACCUAGGAUGGAAGCUUGGUCUCGUGAUCAGGGGAAUCGCUCGACCCGAGAUCCUGAAAACUUAUCAAUCAGAGAGGAGGCGAGUCGCCCAGGACUUGAUUGCAUUCGACCACAAGUUCUCCCGCCUGUUCUCAGGCCGACCCGCGAAGGACGUCUUGGAUGAAGAAGGCGUGAGCAUGGAAGCUUUCCGGGAUGCUUUUGUGAAAGGAAACAUGUUUGCCUCUGGUCUGUCAGUGGAUUACGGCUCCAGCAUGCUCAUUGCGAAAGAGGGCUCUUCCAUCGACCAAGGCGACGGGACUGAUGUUUCGUCCUCAUAUACCAAAACCCGCGUCGUCGGCAGGCAGGAACUAGCUACGAACAUCAAGCUUGGAAUGCGUUUCCCCAAUUAUAAGGUGCUCAACCAGUCUGACGCUCGGCCAUGGCAUCUACAGGAGAAUUUACGUAGCGACGGACGAUUCCGCAUCAUCGUAUUCGCAGGAGAUGUGCUCUUCUCCACUCAGAAAUCGAAACUCGAAGCAUUCUGCGACUUGCUGUCCUCGUCGCAGUUUCUCGCCCCUUAUCUACACAGGAACAUUGCCAUGCUUACUGUUCAUUCCUCGAAGCGGACUGAAACUGAAUUACUGCGGGACUUCCCGGAGGUCUUACAUCCAUUUGAUACUCGGACGGGCUGGGACUACGACAGCGUAUUCGUCGAUGAUGAAAGCUACCACGAGGGAUUUGGAGAUGCCUACAACGGCUAUGGGGUAGACAAAGAGGCUGGAUGCGUAGUAAUCACAAGGCCAGACCAAUAUGUAGGGUUCAUUGGCUCGCUGAACGAGCAAGGAUGGGAGGGAGUUGAGGGAUAUUUCAAGGGCGUUCUGAUGAGUUGAAAAAACGACAUGAUGUGUAGACAUGAAUCUACUUGGUACUCCACUACAUUAUCACAGAACAAUUGACGAGCUUUGAUG